AUGAACGCCUUCGCUCCCAACCGCUCAACAAGUUCGACGGAACUAACUUCCACACGUGAAAGAUUCAAGAUGCAGAUGGUACUGGAGGAGCGUGACCAGUGGGAAGUGGUGAGCGUAGAAAUGAAGGUGGAGCAGUGCGUCUCGCAGUUGGACCAGACGACGUUCAAGCGCAAGUCCCGCUAG
Peronospora matthiolae is the source of this 183-nucleotide messenger RNA. NCBI's taxonomy places the organism in Eukaryota, Oomycota, Peronosporomycetes, Peronosporales, Peronosporaceae. The record is from the annotation of a GenBank genome assembly.